Molecule: messenger RNA, 2778 nt
Organism: Exophiala dermatitidis NIH/UT8656
Lineage: Eukaryota; Fungi; Ascomycota; Eurotiomycetes; Chaetothyriales; Herpotrichiellaceae
Product: choline kinase
Exons: 1
Coding region: 1-2778 (925 amino acids)
Biological process (GO): phosphatidylcholine biosynthetic process; phosphatidylethanolamine biosynthetic process
Cellular component (GO): cytoplasm
Molecular function (GO): ethanolamine kinase activity; choline kinase activity
Source: RefSeq, a predicted model, not a curated record
AUGACCGGCCGGCCUCCGCUUCCCCAUUCAUCCUCAACCACGUCGUUGGUCAAUCAGGGGAUGUCCUAUCUCAGUCUAGACAAUGCCGGCAGCAACAGCAACAGUGUCAGUAACAACAACCCCGAUUCGGGGGGCAGUGACAGCAAGACCCCUGACCUUCGGGUCCUCCUGUCCCAGGUCGUCGACUGGUUACAGGAGGAAAAGGCGAAACGGCAGAGAAGGAGACAGCAGCGUCGCCAUCACCUCCAAUACCUUGUGGACCAUCAUCGCCCUCAUGCAAAGGUGCCCGGGGACCAAUCCGACGAAAGUUUUUCUAAAGGCUAUGAAAGUCCCGUCGACCAUGAAGCCGACUUGUCUCUCGAGAAACUAGAAAACAUCCUUUCGGGAUUCACCUCGUCCUUGUCGUCUCAUGUAUCGAGACCGACGCAUAAACCCUCAACGUCACACCUGCGCAGAGGAUCAAUAGCCCGAAAAUACAAGCGGACUACGACAGCGCCUCAAUCGUCCGACACGGAGUUCUUUGGUGAUGAUAUUCUGGUGCCGAGUGUCGAGGCAUACCUCGACAAUUCAAAGACCAUGGCAUUUACAGGUGGAAUGGCCGACGCCGAUACCAGCGAAAGUGCCAAAGGGCGAGACUAUCAACAUUGGGUUAAUUUCAAAAGGGACAUUGUGCGUCUGACGCACACGCUCAAGCUCAAAGGCUGGCGUCGGAUUCCUAUUGAUCGCGCCCAAGAUAUCGAGGUGGUUCGGUUAAGCGGCGCUCUGACAAAUGCCGUCUAUGUUGUGCGUCCUCCCAAGAACAUGGAGGAGUACGACCGUCUCCAGGGCGAUGGCACAACAGCGCGAGGUUCUUCUACUUCAGGGCUUCCGGUGUCGAAACGACAGCCGAUUCAACUCCUGCUGCGGAUUUAUGGUCCGCAGGUCGAACACCUGAUCGACCGACAGGCCGAACUCAACAUUCUCCGCCGUCUGGCACGUCGACGUAUCGGACCUCGUCUGCUAGGGUCCUUUGACAACGGUCGCUUCGAAGAGUAUCUGCAUGCAAAGACCCUGACGGCCGAGGACCUGCGCGUGCCUGAAACUUCCAAACAGAUCGCCAAGCGGAUGCGCGAACUGCAUGACGGAAUUGAGCUUUUGGAAUCGGAGAUUGAAGCCGGCCCCGCCAUCUUCAUCAACUGGGACAAGUGGGUCGACCGGUGUGAGAAGAUCAUCACCUGGCUAGACCAGCAAGUUUAUCUGGCUGAACAGGAGGCUCAAGCACAGGAAGAAGUAGGAGGAGGAGGAGAAGGGGUGGUGGCGAGGAAGAAACACAACGUCAAUCCACGCUACGUCCGGCGCGGACUGAUCUGCGGAGUGCCGUGGCCCGUGUUUCGCAAGACGUACGAAGCGUACCGGAAACGGUUGAUCGCCGACUGCGGCGGAAUGGACGGGAUCCGGAAAGCUCUCGUGUUUGCCCACAACGACACUCAAUACGGGAACCUGAUGCGUCUCGAGCCGAGUGGAGAAUCACCUUUGCUCCAGCCGUCAAACCAGCACAAGCAGCUCGUGGUGAUUGACUUUGAAUACGCGUCGCAGAACACCCGAGGUCUCGAGUUUGCCAACCAUUUCACCGAAUGGUGCUACAACUAUCAUCGGGCCGAACACAAUUAUGCCUGUGACACGCGCCGGUAUCCCAAUGAAAGUGAACAGUAUCGCUUCGUGCGGAGCUAUGUCAUGCAUCGCCCCCAGUUCAACCCGGCCGCGAGUGCGACUCCGAAGCUGGAGGGACGUGAGAAGACGAAUAUCAGUGAUUUCAUGCUCGAUGCCCGGACACCGGCGACUCCAGGAACUACUGUUGGUGGGAUUAAUGAAACCGAUUACGAAAAGGAAGAGACGGAACGUGAAAGAGCCCAAGAGGAAGAAAUCCACCGGUUACUUAGGGAGACGAGGGUGUGGAGACUAGCGAAUUCGGCGCAGUGGGUGGCUUGGGGAAUUGUGCAGGCCAAGAUUCCCGAGCUGGAAGCUUUGGAGAAGAAGGAGAAGGAGAAGCAAAAGAGGGAAGAGGAGGAGUCGGCGGCGAAGAAGGCAAAGGCCGGUGGUGGUGGUGCCGCUCGUGCCAUGAUGGACAGAGUUAAAGAAAUGACAAAGACUCGAGUCGAUGCCGCCGUGGGAGGUAUGAGAGAUCGGUAUCAGCAUUUGCACCAGCAUCAUCUUCAUCCCAUGUCGGAUGCUCCGAAUGAGGAAGAAAAGAGACUUCAAAGGGAGAGUCGGUGGGACAGACCUGAGGGAAGAUUGCAGGAGGAGGCGCACCAUGAAGGCGAUGACGGUGUUGUUGUGGCCACCCCUACCACUGAGUCUGUAUCGGUCUUGAAUCAUGGCGAAAGUGGAACUGAGGGAGAGAAGUUGACUGGGGGUGGUGAUGUCGAUGCAACCGACACCGAGAGGUAUAAUGGAAGUGUGACUGCGACUGCGACUGCGAAUGAAGAUGGGAAUGAGAAUGUCAGUGGCGGUGAUCAAGUCGAAUCCGAAAUCGACGCCACCGUCGACCCGGACAAAACACCUUCUGUGCAUUCGAGGCUGGAUCCUGCCGACGACCAUGCAGGUGAAGAUGAUGAUCACGAUCAGAGUGUCAGUGGUACUGGUGACGAGGAACAAGACGACCACGAAGAAUUCGAUUAUCUCGGCUACGCGCACGAACGCGCCAUGUUCUUCUGGGGCGAUUGUGUCCAGAUGGGUCUGGUCAAGGAGGAAGAGUUGCCCGAGUCUAUGAGGGGGAGGAUUAAGAUGGUGCCAUACUGA